Messenger RNA from Eufriesea mexicana, 10339 nucleotides. RefSeq names its product histone acetyltransferase p300. The coding region runs from base 872 to 9025 and encodes 2717 amino acids. The record is from RefSeq and is a predicted model, not a curated record. Gene Ontology annotation, molecular function: zinc ion binding; chromatin DNA binding; transcription coactivator activity. Gene Ontology annotation, cellular component: histone acetyltransferase complex; transcription regulator complex. Lineage: Eukaryota; Metazoa; Arthropoda; Insecta; Hymenoptera; Apidae. The transcript has 20 exons. Gene Ontology annotation, biological process: positive regulation of transcription by RNA polymerase II.
UUACGUUAGCCGAUACUCGUGCGGUGCGGAACUCUCGCGAUCGCUUUUCCCGAGCGAAUUUCUGUGGCGCGCGGUGGCCGCCCCGGAGCCGACUCAUUUGAUCGUCUUCGCCUCCUGGCGUCCGUGAUUGCCUCGAAUGUGUGGGGAAAGCGAGCCGCGUCUGCGGUGAUCAUUCGCGCGCCCCGUGUCGCAGUGUGCCAAGGCGAGAGAAGAGGAGAGAAAGAUGGUGCCAGCGGGCCUCGAGAGCGAUAUCGUUGCUGCGAGCUAGCGCCGUGCGCGCAGCCAGUCCGCCACACUCGAGUGUUUGACGAGUCGUGUGCGACCGACUAAACCGAAUAUAACGUGAGAAUUCGUUUGGUGGUGUGUGCAUUUAGUCUGAGUGGUGAUCCUCAGAAUUGCGAUACUGAUAGUCUUGUUAACUUCUCGGCCUGUCCCGUCCUCACGCGAGUGGCCCGUGCGCCCAUCGAAAAAUUUACUGUGUGUGUGGGCUUUAGCGCGGGGUUCGACGUACCCCCGACGAUGCCCAAUGGUUGAUCGUGUACCGAAGCGUGCUCGGGGACGCUCCACGCGCCGCGGUUUUCAUUGUUAUUGUCAUGCCUGCGAAUAUGCUAAAAGCUUGGUGAAUUUUCGCGGCUUCACUGAGGAGGAGGAAGCAGCAAUAGCAGCAGUAACAGCAUCAGCACCAGCGGUCUUCUAGUGGCGUAGUGCAGCGUUUCGUCCGUGUGUGUACCCGUGUAUACGUGCCUGCGUGCGUGCCUGCCUGCGUGCGUGCGUGCGUGCGGUCGUCCCGACUUGCUGCCGCCGCCGCCGCUUACUUGCUACCGGGAGUAAACAGUCUGAAAGAAGAAAUAAUUAACCCUGAAAAGAAACCAUGGCCGACCACCUGGUGGAUGGCCCGCCGAAUAAGCGGCCGAAACUUGGAGAUCCUUUUCAGGGGACCUCGGAUUCCGCGGUGGGUAUGGCGCCUCUAAUGAUGCACCAUGCUUAUACAAACUACGGGGGAGGUGGCAGUGGUAACAUGCAACAAAUGCAGGGCCCGCCACAACAGCUACAUCUGCAACAGCAUCAGCUGCAGCCACAUUGGAACAACCAUACCAUCCAGAAAAGAAAUUAUAUAACAAACACAGAUAUGUUUGAUCUUGAAAAUGAUCUACCUGAUGAUCUAUUAUCAUCGGGAUCUUGGGGUUCUGCAACUGAAAGUGCUAAACCACCAGCAACAGGCCCAGGUCCAGGGCAGCAAAAUGGUGCCCUUGACUCAGAACUUAGACAGCAUGUACAGCAACAACAACUUUCACAUCAUCUCAUCCAACAACAAGGCAACAAAAAUUUGGUUGCUAAUUCUUUGGUAAUGGCUGCUGGAACUUUGGGUAAUAAAAGUCCAAAUAUGCAAUCUCCACCAAAUGUUUCUGUCUCUAAAGUAGUUGAUCCACAAAUGGUCGUGAGUUUGGGAAAUUUACCAAGUAGUAUAGCCAGUUCCUUGGCAAAUAAUCAAAUGUCCAUUGCAAAUUCAAUGGGGGGCCUUCAAUCGUCAAUGAGCAUGGCUGGAAGUAAUCCUACCAUGUCAAUGCCAGGUGGAUUGAAUUCUGCUCUAGUUAUGACCAGCAGUGCUAGUGGAAAUAAUACCAUGGGUGGAAUGGCAGGAGGAAGUUUAAUUGUAACCAACAGUUUGAACAAACAACCUUUAAACACUGUAACUAUGAUGGGCCCUAAUACUCAAGGAAUUCAUCAUCCCAGUGGACCACAUGGUGUUGCUCAAAUGCAAAAUGGACCUGGAAUAAUGAAUACUAGAGCUGUAGCAAUGCAACAACAACAACAGGCUCAUAUGGUUGGUCCAGCAAGGGGUCAAAGUCCACACCAACAAGUACAUCAAGUUGGUAUUGUUGGUCCUGGUCAAGGAGGUCCAAGAAUUCAGCCCCCUCCAAAUAUGACAAAUAUGCCAAAUAUGAGCCAGAUUGGUGCAUCAAGUCCUUAUGGUUAUGGAUCUCCAGCCAGUGGUCAAGGGCCUGGAGUUACCGUAUGUACUAACAGUCCUGUCGGAGUUGUUGCACCACAACAGAAAGGAGUGGGAACAAAUAUGACUGCCAUGCAAGGUGGUAGAUUUGGAGGAACUCCAGGUCCCAUUGGUUCCACAAAUGUUGUAGGUGGUCAAGAAGGUGGUAUGGCACAACAAGCUCAACCACCUGCUCCAAGCCCAGCUCAACCUCAGUCUGGUGCACCAAGUGGAGGUCAACCUGGUCCACAACAAGCUACUCAGGGUCAAAUGCCCGUUACUCCCGGUGCUCCAACUGGUGCUACAAAGUCAAAUGCUGAUCCAGAAAAACGAAAACUUAUUCAGCAACAAUUAGUUCUCCUCCUACAUGCGCAUAAGUGUCAAAGACGUGAAAGUCAAGCAAACGGUGAUGUCUGGCAAUGUUCGUUGCCAGAUUGUAAAACUAUGAAGAAUGUGUUGACUCAUAUGACUGCUUGUCAAGCAGGGAAAAACUGUACGGUGCCACACUGUAGCUCUUCAAGACAAAUUAUUAGUCAUUGGAAACAUUGCAACCGUAAUGAUUGUCCUGUGUGUUUACCAUUGAAGCAAGCAAACAAGAAUAAAACAACAAAUGCUGCUGCAGCAUCUACAACACAGCCAAAUAGUCAACCAAAUCCCAGUCAAACCGAGAUGAGAAGAGCGUACGAUGCGUUGGGUAUUCCAUGUCCUACUACAACAGCAGGUUUGGUAGCCGGUCAGUGUGUUACUAGAAGAAUGCCAGCGCCAGGUAUGCAGGGAACACCCGGUGCGAUAGGAAAUGUCAGACUAGCUCAACCUCAAACUCAGACUGCACCGGGUCAAUCCGGGCAGCAAGUUGUUGCCCCAAAUGUGUCUCUUCCUUUAAAUCCAGAUCCUAACACAGUCGGAGUUGCUGGUAACCAAACGGCGUCUACUAGUGGUCCUACGCCUGCUGCUGCAGCGACUGCCGCAAACAUACAACAGUCUGUUAAUAUGCAGCAAUUAUUUGGUUUAAAUGAUUCAGGACAACUUAGUGUUCCAAGUGAAAAUAGACUAGCUAAUCUUCAACUUCCAGCUGGACUUCAACCAGGUCAAGUAACAGCGGCAUCGGUACAGGAAUCAAAGGAUUGGCAUCAAACUGUAACACCAGAUCUUAGAAAUCAUCUUGUUCAUAAAUUGGUACAAGCAAUAUUUCCAACCCCUGAUCCGCAGGCAAUGCUCGAUAAAAGAAUGCACAAUCUCGUUGCUUAUGCAAGAAAAGUUGAAGGUGACAUGUAUGAAAUGGCCAAUUCCAGAUCAGAAUAUUAUCAUUUGCUGGCCGAAAAAAUAUAUAAAAUCCAAAAAGAAUUGGAGGAAAAACGACAAAGGCGGAAAGAACAACAACAGCAACAAUUACAAGCCCAACAACAACAACAACAACAACCUCAACCUUCAGGAACAGCAGGACCGAGUUUAAGGCCAUGUGCGCCACCAGGUGUCGGUGCAGUUCAAUCAUCACGACCAGUUGGAACAGUUGCGCCUAGUUUACGUAGUCAUUCUCCGAUGGGACAACUUGGAACUUUACCUGCAAUGGGUAUUCCGCACAAUAGAAUGCAGUUUCCUCAACAACAACAAACGCAACAACAACAACAAGUACAGGUUCAGGCCCAGACUAAUGUCCAGGCUCAGGCCCAAGCCCAAGCUCAGGCUCAAGUUCAAGUUCAACAACAAAUGCAGCAGCAACAACAACAGCAACAACAGCAAGGAAUUUUAGUUGGUCCACCUGGUCCUAGUCCAAAUGGACAGUCAACAUCUAAUCCCAAUGUCGUUCCAAAUCCUGGUCUCAGUCCUUUUGGACAACCACAAAUGUCACAAGCAAGUUUAACGACUACUACGUCUGCCACAACUAGUCAAUUCCCAACCUCAAAUGGUACUACCGGCUUACCUAACAGUUCUCCUGUACAAAAUCAACCUCAGUUUCCCGAUCUUAUGAAAGUUAGAUUGGCUCAAGCACAAGCAGCAAUUGCACAUCAACAUCAGCAGCAACAACAGCAGCAGCAGCCAUCACAACCUCAACCUCAACAACAACCGAGUCAAUCGCAACCACAACAACCAACAAGUACUUCGAAUCAAAGUGCUACAACGACCUCAAUGCCGCAAGCGCCCUCACCAUUUAGCGGUAUGCAACAACAAAGCAAUCAGCAACAAAAUCAAUUUAAUAAUAGUCGGCCUCUAUCGGUUUCAACACCUAACGAUAAUGGCAUCAGUACAUCAACCCCGCAAACGAUACCACCUCCUGCUUCUAGCGGGCCUAGUCCUGGCUCGGCAACAACGACGAAUGGACCUCAGUCUACAACUUCCACACCUAAUACACCAUUAGUUCCUUCAUUAAUGACUCCAAAUCAGACAGUUUCUUCCGCUAAUCAAACACCGCCUCAUCCUGCUACUACACCAUCUCCUGCCGGGCUAGCUAGUCUUGGAAAGGGCAUGACAUCUCAGGAAAGGGCUGCAUUAAACGCACCGAGAACUUCUUCGAUGUCUUCGCAAAUGGCUGCUAUUACAGCUGCUUUAGAUCGUGAUAAUUCUCCUAGUCCACCGAUGAAUAACAAUAAGGGAAAACUGGAUUCCAUUAAAGAAGAGAGUAUGAAAAUGGAAAUCAGAACAGAAGAUGGUUCUGAUAAUCAUAGAAUGGACGGGGGUAAGAGUGUCAACAACGACGUGUCUAUUAAAACUGAAAUCAAAACAGCACCGAUGGAAGAAGGAUCCAGUGAAAGUAUUGUAAGAGAAGAACCUACCAUCAAAGAAGAACCUGUGACGCCGAUAUCCAGCCAAGAUACACCAACGCCGGACAUUAAACCAUUAGUUCCUGAACCAAUACAACCAAGCGGAACAUCAACGGAUAAGAAACGGUUGUGUUUAUUUAAACCAGAUGAAUUGCGUCAAGCGUUAAUGCCGACAUUAGAAAAACUUUAUCGUCAAGAUCCAGAAUCUAUUCCAUUUAGACAACCUGUCGAUCCACAAGCAUUGGGAAUUCCAGAUUACUUCGAUAUCGUUAAGAAACCGAUGGAUCUUUCAACAAUCAAAAGAAAAUUAGACACAGGGCAGUACAGUGAUCCUUGGGAAUAUGUGGAUGAUGUAUGGAUGAUGUUUGACAACGCGUGGCUUUAUAAUCGUAAAACUUCACGUGUUUACAGAUAUUGUACAAAGCUUUCUGAAGUCUUCGAGCAAGAAAUAGAUCCUGUAAUGCAAGCCUUAGGAUAUUGUUGUGGAAGAAAAUAUACAUUCAAUCCACAAGUACUGUGUUGUUAUGGAAAGCAACUUUGUACGAUACCAAGAGAUGCAAAGUACUACUCCUACCAAAAUAGUAGUCUAAAGGCAUAUGGUCUUGUUUCCGACAGAUACACCUUCUGUCAGAAAUGUUUCAACGACAUUCCUGGUGACACUGUGACGUUGGGAGACGAUCCAACGCAACCACAAACUGCCAUUAAAAAGGAACAGUUCCAGGAAAUGAAGAACGAUCAUUUGGAAUUGGAGCCUUUUGUUGUAUGUACAGAUUGCGGUAGAAAGGUACAUCAAAUUUGUGUGCUUCACAUGGAAUCAAUUUGGCCAUUGGGAUUUACUUGUGAUAAUUGCUUGAAAAAGAAAGGUCAGAAACGUAAAGAGAACAAAUUUAAUGCUAAACGUUUACCAGUUACUAAAUUAGGUACCUAUAUCGAAACGCGUGUAAACAAUUUCUUAAAGAAGAAAGAAGCUGGUGCCGGGGAAGUUGCGAUUAGAGUUGUAGCAUCCAGCGAUAAAGUUGUCGAAGUGAAACCAGGAAUGAGAAGCAGAUUUGUGGAAAAUGGUGACAUGCCCGGUGAAUUUCCAUACAGAGCGAAAGCAUUGUUUGCAUUUGAAGAAGUCGAUGGCACUGAUGUAUGUUUUUUCGGCAUGCAUGUGCAAGAAUAUGGCAGUGAAUGUACACCACCUAAUACUCGAAGAGUCUAUAUUGCAUAUUUGGACUCUGUACACUUUUUCCGGCCUAGGCAGUUCCGAACAGCAGUAUAUCACGAAAUUCUUCUUGGAUAUUUGGAUUACGCAAAACAAUUAGGGUAUACAAUGGCUCAUAUAUGGGCCUGUCCUCCGUCUGAAGGUGAUGAUUACAUCUUUCACUGCCAUCCCCAAGAACAAAAGAUUCCAAAACCCAAAAGGUUGCAAGAGUGGUAUAAGAAAAUGUUGGACAAAGGCAUGGUUGAAAGAAUCGUACUCGAUUAUAAAGAUAUUUUAAAACAAGCGAUGGAAGAUAAACUUUCAUCAGCAGCUGAUUUGCCAUAUUUCGAAGGUGAUUUUUGGCCCAAUGUUUUAGAAGAAAGUAUUAAAGAGUUAGAUCAAGAAGAAGAAGAAAAACGUAAGCAAGCUGAAGCUGCAGAGGCUGCUGCGGCUAAUGCGAUUUUCUCUCUGUCCGAAGAUUCUGAAACAGGUCCAGACGGCAAAAAGAAAGGACAAAAGAAAGCUAAAAAGUCGAAUAAAUCUAAAGCAAAUCAAAGGAAGAAUAGUAAAAAAUCCAAUACUCCUCAAACAGGAAAUGAUCUCUCUGCUAAAAUUUUUGCAACUAUGGAAAAACAUAAAGAAGUAUUCUUUGUUAUUAGGUUGCAUAGCGCUCAAAGUGCAGCCAGUUUAGCACCUAUUCAAGAUCCCGACCCAGUUAUUAAUUGUGAUCUUAUGGAUGGUCGCGACGCUUUCCUUACUAUGGCUAGAGAAAAACAUUACGAAUUCUCUUCUUUAAGGCGCGCGAAAUUUAGUUCAAUGUCUAUGCUAUAUGAAUUGCACAACCAAGGUCAAGACAAGUUUGUUUAUACUUGUAAUAACUGUAAGAGUCAUGUAGAAACAAGAUAUCAUUGCACGGUUUGUGAUGACUUUGAUCUGUGUAUAAGCUGUAAAGAAAAAGAUGGUCAUCCUCAUCAUAUGGAGAAACUUGGUUUAGAUUUGGAUGACGGUUCAUCGCCGGCCGAUGCCAAACAAGCUAAUCCACAGGAGGCGCGUAAACUUUCAAUACAAAGAUGUAUUCAAUCGUUGGUGCACGCGUGUCAGUGCAGAGAUGCUAACUGUCGUCUAACAAGUUGUCAGAAGAUGAAGAGAGUAGUAACACAUACUAAAGUUUGUAAACGAAAAACAAAUGGUGGUUGUCCAAUAUGUAAACAAUUGAUAGCGCUGUGUUGUUACCAUGCUAAACACUGCCAAGAGACUAAAUGUCUUGUUCCAUUCUGUUCGAACAUCAAGCAUAAGCUGAAGCAACAACAGCUUCAACAACGGUUACAACAAGCGCAGUUGUUAAGGAGACGAAUGGCUGUGAUGAAUACCAGACCCACAGGUCCAGUGGGAGCUAUGCAAUCUGGGCAACAGAGUUCGAAUGUUACUAUGACCACUGGAGUUGCUAUGAAACCAGGAGUUAGUCCUACCAAUUUACCUUCACCGCAUCAACCUGGAAUUGGAUUGAAACCUGGUACUCAAACACCACCUGCUCACGUUCUGCAAGUUGUGAAACAAGUACAAGAAGAAGCUGCAAGACAACAAGUGCCACACGGUUACGGAAAGGUAACGCCAGGUGGUGGAGUCGGUGUUGGAGUUGGCGUAGGAGGUCAAACAGGUGGUGUAAUGCCACCACCUCAAAUGCAGCGGCCAAUGCCCGUUCAAAUGCCAAAUCCCGGUGGUACCCAUCUUAUUCCAAUGGAUCAAUGGACAGCAAGUAGGUAUCAGCCGAAUGCUGUGAUGCAACAGAAUCCUGGUUUGAGACAACAAACGCCGCAGCAGUUAAUGCAACAGCAACAACAACACCAGGGACAACCAGGAAUAGCAAUGGCAGGACAGAUACCCAGACAAGCAGUUCUCGGUGGUCCAGUUAGUCAAGUUGGACCACAAACUCAAAGCAACAUGCACAAGCACAUAUUGCAGCAACUUAUGCAAACUCUUAAGAAUCCCCAUACCCCUGAACAACAAAGCCAAAUACUUCAAAUACUCAAAAGCAAUCCACCGAUUAUGGCUGCCUUUAUUAAACAACGGGCGCUUGCUCUUCAGCAACAAAGUGGUCAAUACGGCGGAGGAGUCGGCGGUCCUUUGGGCCCUAAUCAGCCGCAGCAACAACCUGGUUUGCAGCAUAUGAUGUCUCAGCAGCAGCAGCAGCAGCAGCAACAGCACCAACAGCAGCAGCAGCAACAGCAUCAACAACAGCAACAACAACAAGGCAGAAUGCAAAUACAGGCAAUGCUGAACCAGCAGCAGCAGCAGCAGCAGCAACAGCAGCAGCAGCAGCAGCAGCAGCAGCAGCAACCUGUUCAGCAGCAAUCACAAUGGUAUAAACAGCAAAUGCUGGUAAUGCAGAGGCAGCAGGCUCAACAGCAGCAGCAGCAACAACAACAGCAGCAGCAGCAACAGCAACAGCAGCAACAGUUUACACAACCUCCAGCUCCGCCUUAUGGUCAACAGCGACCCAUAAGGCCAGCGGCCCUUCUCGGUAAGAAUUACUUAAUUCUGGAGAAAACGAGAUUCGUCGAGCCGAUUGGUUCGUGGUCUAACGCUUGCCACGAUUCCGCGUAUUCUUCCCCAGGUUAUAGUGGCUUUAGCGAACAAGGAUACGGUCAACCCGGCUUAAAACCAACACCACCCCCGGUACCUUCUCCGCAAGGUGUAAUGGGACCUCCAGGGAUCUCUGUACAGCAACAGUUAAUGCAGUCCGUUCGAUCUCCACCGCCAAUUCGUUCUCCUCAACCAAACCCUUCUCCACGACCGGUUCCAUCUCCGCGUAAUCAGCCAGUUCCUUCUCCUCGAUCAGGGCCGGUGCCAUCACCUCAUCAUCAUCCACCUCAUGGUACACCAACGCAUUCACCGGCUCAUGAACUCGGCGGUUCAAGCGAAAUGAUGCUUUCGCAGCUGAGUGGUGGAACAGGUGCACCGACCGGUCACCCGGGUACCAUGCCUCAUCACCCAUCUCCAGCGCCACCGCCCACUAGUGGCACAGACUCGAGUGAAGUGACGCCUAUGACGCCACAAGACCAACUUUCGAAAUUUGUCGAAGGAUUGUAGUGACUGUUAGUGAAGUUGGUCAAUACGAGUGACUACGUUAGUGGGCGAACGAUGAUCUCGCAUCGUAUGUCAACCGUUUAGAAGAACGGUCGCUGUUCCAUCUCUCUAUCAUGAGAACAGAGAGAGCGCGAGAGAGAGAGAGAGAGAGAGAGAAAGAAAGAGAGAGAGAGCGGGAGAGAGAGUAACUUCCAUCCGUUCUGCGUUCCUAGCUUCGUGGAGAUCAGGUACAACUACUUACGUCCGGUACGCUGACCAAGUGCUGAUGUUCAGAGACGAGUCAGAGUACCACUGGUGCGACCAAAUUAAUCCGGAUGACGCGUGUUUCCUCUUUCUAUCUCCGAGUUAAGGUGCAGGAGCGAUAUAGCGUGAUGUGGUGCUGCUUAGAUGCUCCGCGAAGAUACUACAGCUGGCUCAAUGAACACUUGAACUUACGUUAUUGUAUUCUCGUACCUCAACCUCGGCUCCACAAUUGAGAACCGGUGGAACGACGAGAAACAAUUAUUUGAAACUAUACACACAGGAAAUCAAGAGAGACUAUUAAUACGUUCUCCCCGUAAACACACAUACAUAUACAAAAGAAACACACACACUAUGUCCCUGCCCUAUCUUUUACUCCCCUUACACACGACCUUUUCAUCUAUACCACCUUCCCUCGCUGCUGCUCGUGCAGGCUGAGUGAAAUCGUACAAAUGUGUUGUGUAUACUUAACGUUAAUUAAUAAUUAAUAGUUCAAAUAUUAUUAGCGUAGCGAUUAUAUGCAGUUAUUAUAUACCACUAUUAUUAUUAUCGUGACGAGAUGCAAAGUAUAUAACAAGAAAAAAUGGACUGUAUGAAACGGAAAGAUAUUGAAAAAGAAACCAACAACAUUGUAUGUAAGGAAGGGAGAACAGAAUUUAGUGGAAAGUUAAGUAAUGUUAACUUAGGCUAAUUUGUUAUUAAGAGAUCGCUACGGUUGCCGAAGGUUGUACCUUAGCGCCAUUAAAUUUUAUGGAUCAUUCUGAAAUUAAUCCUCAAAUAAUCUGCUGAAUCGUUCAAUGGGAAAGACGAUUCUUUAAUGACAGGACAGGUGAGACAACGCGGAUUAACGGUGUCGCAACCAAAAAAGUAGAAAUUCACGACAAGCUGCUAUUUGCUAGUAAGGGAGGAUUUAUAAAUCGUGUUAAUUUUGAGAAAAAAAAAAAAGUUUUUCAAACCGAGGGUCCAACAUGUACAGUUCAAUCAAAAUAUGUAGCUACGAAGCGUAACCGAAACGGACCCUCGCGUGAAAAGCGUUCUGUACAUACUAUACUAUUAUUACGAUAAUAAUAACGAUUA